AUGAAUGGUUUACUUGACAAAGAAUUAGUUAAAUUAGCUGAAAAAAGUGCACGUGAACGAGAAAAACGUGAACGUGAAGCUCAAGAGCAAGUGCUACAAGCAGCACCUACAACGCCAACCACAACAUCAACAACUGUACUAUUUAAUAAUCAAAUACAAGUUCAACCAACAAUUGAAAUUAUUUUUUCGGAUCAAAAACCAAGAAAACCUAGAAACUCUUAUGUCACAAUAUCUAAUAAUACUUAUAAUGAUACAAAUAAAACAGAAGAUUUAUUAAGAUUUACACCACGACUUGAUCAACAAUCGUCAAUAACAUCUAAUUCAACAAAUAAAUAUCCCAUAUCUAAUGAACUUCCAGCUAAAUUACAACAAAUGACUGGACCUAAUGGAUCUAUAAGAAUAUCAACGAAAGCAAAAUGGUAA
Molecule: messenger RNA, 423 nt
Organism: Rotaria sp. Silwood1
Lineage: Eukaryota; Metazoa; Rotifera; Eurotatoria; Philodinida; Philodinidae
Source: the annotation of a GenBank genome assembly